Messenger RNA from Tachyglossus aculeatus (Australian echidna), 4485 nucleotides. It is a transcript of the gene LPCAT1, whose product is annotated as lysophosphatidylcholine acyltransferase 1. The record is from RefSeq and is a predicted model, not a curated record. The transcript is spliced from 14 exons. Gene Ontology annotation, molecular function: calcium ion binding. NCBI's taxonomy places the organism in Eukaryota, Metazoa, Chordata, Mammalia, Monotremata, Tachyglossidae. The coding region runs from base 154 to 1749 and encodes 531 amino acids.
UCUCGCUUUUCCUCCCUCCUUCCCUCCAUCCUUCCCUCCCUCCUUUUUUUUCCUUCCUUUUCCCCCCUUCCUUCCCGUCGCCGUCCCGAUCCCGGAGCCGGGGGGCACCCGGGGGUGCCACCCGGAGGGCCUCCCGGAGGAGGCGGCGGCGCCAUGAGGCUGAGCCGGAGAUGCGGGUCCCCCUCGCCGUCCAGCCCCGGGCCUGCCGGGGGGCUGAGCCCCCCGGGGAAGAACCCCUUCGUGCACGACCUGCGCUUCACCCCGCUGCAGAAAUUCCAGAUUGCCUUCAUGACGCUGACUCUAUUCCCCAUCAGACUCUUGUUUGCCGCCUUUAUGAUGCUCCUGGCCUGGCCAUUUGCAUUUGUUGCUUCCAUGGGAUCUGCGGAGAAGGAACUGGAGAAACCUCUGGCCUUGUGGAGAAAAGUAGUGGACAUCUUGCUCAAAGCCAUUAUGCGAACAAUGUGGUUUGUCGGUGGAUUCCACUGGGUAACUGUAAAGGGAAGGCAGGCCUUACCAACAGAAGCAGCAAUCUUCACUCUGGCUCCACAUUCCUCCUACUUCGAUGCUAUUCCUGUUACGAUGACUAUGUCCUCCAUUGUGAUGAAGGCAGAAAGCAGAGAUAUUCCUGUUUGGGGAACUCUCAUCAAAUAUAUCCGGCCAGUAUUUGUAUCUCGUUCAGACCAGGAUUCUCGCCGGAAAACUGUUGAAGAGAUAAAGAGACGUGCUCAGUCAGAAGGCAAAUGGCCUCAGAUCAUGAUAUUCCCUGAGGGGACGUGUACAAACAGAACCUGCCUAAUUACCUUCAAGCCCGGUGCAUUUAUCCCAGGAGUUCCUGUUCAGCCUGUAAUUCUUCGUUAUCCAAACAAACUAGAUACGAUUACAUGGACAUGGCAAGGUCCUGGAGCGUUGAAGAUUCUUUGGCUUACCUUGUGUCAGUUUCAUAAUUUUGUGGAAAUUGAGUUCCUUCCAGUAUACAUACCUUCAGAGGAGGAAAAGAGAAACCCAGCCUUAUAUGCGAAAAACGUCAGACGGCUAAUGGCAGAGGCCUUGGGAGUUUCCGUAACAGAUUACACCUAUGAAGAUUGCCAGCUGGCAUUGGCUGAGGGACAGCUCCGUCUCCCAUCAAACACUUGCCUCUUAGAGUUUGCCAAGCUCGUCAGAAGCCUGGGGCUGAAACCAGAAAAACUUGAAAAGGAUUUGGAUAAGUAUUCAGAAAGUGCAAAGAUGAAGAAAGGGGAAAAGGUUGACCUUCCCGAAUUUGCGGCAUGUUUGGAAGUUCCAGUUUCUGACACAUUAAAGGAUAUGUUUGCUCUCUUUGAUGAGAACGAAGGAGGUAAAAUUGAUGUCCGAGAGUACGUGAUUGCUUUGUCUGUAGUAUGUAGGCCAGCAAAGACCUUGGAAACAAUUCAACUGGCAUUUAAGAUGUAUGAAUCACCGGAAAAUGGCAGCAUAAAAGAGGAAGAUUUGGCUUGCAUUCUGAAGACAGCUAUAGGUGUGUGUGAACUCAGUGUAACCGACCUCUUUCGAGCAAUAGAUGAAAAAGAAAGGGGAGAGAUCACAUUUGCUGACUUUGACCAGUUUGUGAAAAUGUGCCCAGACUUUGCAGAAGAGUAUUUAUAUCCUGACCAGACCAAUUUUGAGAGUUGCGUGCAGACCCCCUCUUCUCCAACCCCUAAUGGUUUCUGUCCUGACUUCAGCCCAGAAAACGCUGAAGACAAGUGGAAUCCUUUGCGGAAGAAACUGGACUAACAGUGAAACAUCACCUCCCUCUCCUGGCGAGAGGAGACCUCUUUCCUAGACUCUGCAUAGUCAAACCACACCUUAGCAAUGUUCGCUGUAUUCCCUUUUGUGUGUGUGAGAAUCCCCUCGCUUCACCUCCCACAACCUGUAAACUUAUCGUCUUCAAACUUGAGCUCUUUUGCUGUUGUUUUUGUAAAAGUCUUCAAGAACCAGGAAUGUGAAUGCGCUACAUUCUUCGUGUGUGCGUGUUGGAAAGCCACACACUUAUUUAUAUUCCAUUGUUUAGUUUCACGUACAAAGCGUCUUAAAGAGUGUGCAUGUAUAAAGAAUUCUGUAGCUCCCGUGAUGUUAAGUGCACUUUGGUGAAUUGUGCUUUCCUCUGCUUAGGGACAGUUCAUUUUGUGUUGGCUUCAGUAGUAGGUCCCAGAAGCAAAUUAUGCACAAAAAAGACAGGUUUGGGGUUUUUUUGGGGGGGUUUCAGAUGAUCAUGUUUUUCAUUUCCCAUCAUCAGCCGUCAAUUUGGUCCUUAAUGUCAUCCAUUCUGUGGUAGUAUGGAUAAGAAGGAACAACUAAUUCUCCCCCGCCUGCCCCAGACAUUCACGCCUGCAGCCGAAAAGGGAAGCGUGUAGGAUGUUUUGGGAAAUCAGUAGCUACCUUGCUGCCUGUCACAUAAUCCCAAAUUCGGCAGAGACAAUUAUUGCUUUGUAAUCAUUUCUAUAUUUGUGUGGGAACUUGUAAAUGUUUUAUAAACUUCAUUUAGAUACUUAGGAAAUACGUGUGCUGCAUUUUUAUGAAAAGGAGAGUUCGAUUUUCUACUUCAUUUUUCUUGUUAGAUUAAGGAGAUGCUGAAUUAUAGAUCUGUUUUUGAUACAAGUACUGGUUUUGGUUUUGACCUUUUAAAAUUCUGACGUUCCUUUCACUUGAAUCAUGAAGAUGCUCUGAAGACCGUUAACAGCCUAACAAAGAAAAACAAAUUUCCAUUCCAUAAUUGUUGAUGAGUGGUUACAAUCAUCAUCCUUGUUUUUUCUCAGUAACAAUGCAGGGUUUCUGUUUUAAAUGACCAGGUGUUUGAAGUCAGGUUGAUCUACUUUCAGUAUAGAUCAUAGUUUGAAACUGUUUGCUAAUAAAAUAAAAGUGAUCAGUCAGAUUAAGAGAUCUAAAACAUUUAUUUUUUUUAUAGGAAAGUAUUUCCAGGGACCCCAAGUUGUUAUUGUGGGUUUUCUUUUUAAGGUUUUGACAGACUGCGAGACUUAGGGCAAAAGACAUAUUGUCCCCCUCUCCGAUAUGUAGUCUUCCGAAUCCAGUUUUGUUUUCCGUUAAACGCUCACCCCUGCAGGCAGCCUGGUCUAAGGGUAAUGCAGUGGAAUGCACCUCUGUAGUCUGUCAGAUGUUCCUGGGAGUUGCAUGGGAAGAGUCUCCAUCGGAACAUAGUCCGUCUUGUAGAAUACCUACCUGGUGCUAUUGAUGGCAAGUAGCCAGAAUUUGGGAUUUCCCAAUACUGCACUAGAGACACUAUUGCAGCCGCUUCCAACUGCUGGGUUUUCCAGGCACCUCCCAGAAGGCUGAUUCCCAAGAGUCAGGAGUAAUUGAUACAGAAACGACCGGUGGCGGCAGGGCAAAAGACAGACUUUCCACGAUCAUAGGAUUGUAGAUUUUCAUUCUUCCCUCCAUCUCCCGGACAAACAAUCCUAGGCUUACCGGAGAAGAGGGUCGCUUUCAAAGCGAGGGAAGAGAGUGUAGAGGUUUUGAGUUUUUUCCAUUGAUUUUCUUUGUAAACUCUGAUUCAGGAUGUACGUCAGCCAAAAUUGGGCCAAAAUUCAUUCUUAAAGCACAGCUAUUUGGCAUUUCCUUAAGUUACUUGUUGAGGAACUAAAAAGCAUUGAAAGCAUUGAAGCUUAUACCUGUUGGCUUAUUGGAAAUAGUUCAUUUGUAAUUUACAGUAAAAAAUGGGCCUGAAUUUGAACUUUUGUCAUACAAGUGACUGGGUGUAGUAGAAAGAGCCUAAUCUUACAAAAGAUGUGACACUUUCAUCCUUUAUCUCGACCUGUGGAAAUCAAAAAUCCAUUAAGCUUCAAUCGUGUUGAAGGAUGCAAUCCUGUUUGCAGUUCUUCCCCCUGUGAAUUUUGCCUAAUUUGAACCCAAAGGACAUUGUUUGAUUUUCAGUUUAAAUCAAAGGUAAACCAAGUGCUUAAGAACAUCAAGACCUCGACUUUCUGGACACAAAACAACUGGACUGCAGGCUUAGUAGCUAAAAGUUAAUGGUAGUGAUUUUUAUAACUAUGUAACUAACAAAUAAUUUGCUCUUUUAAGAGAGGAAAACACUGCAUGCUAGGAAAAGCACAAAAAUGAUCAAUGAAGGAGGUUCAGAGAACAAAGAUAUUUUGAGGGAACCGUCAGCAGAAAGGCCAAAAUCCGAAGUGCCCCCCUGCUUCCCUCAGGUCUGUAUAUGAAGUGGUUUGGGGAUGCGGUUGUGCAUUUUCCCGGAAAACCUCUGAUCCACAGACUCUCAAUGGAUGUUUGCACCUCUGGAUUCCCUCGUUUUCUUACGUAGUAACUGGUUCGUGUGCUUCCUGAACUGUGAAUGUAGAUAGUCUUUAAGAUAAAUAGCAUGCCCCUCCUUUUUUCCCCCCCCAAAGGGUUAGAGGAUGGAGCUUUAAUACUUUUUAUGCUACCCUGGUUUUGGAAGCCAAGAUCAGCAGGCAUUUGAUACAUUUGUCUAGGCCUGUGAAUGUAUAACGAACAGUU